Messenger RNA from Rhipicephalus sanguineus (brown dog tick), 2760 nucleotides. RefSeq lists its product as uncharacterized. Gene Ontology annotation, molecular function: protein serine/threonine kinase activity; protein binding; ATP binding. NCBI's taxonomy places the organism in Eukaryota, Metazoa, Arthropoda, Arachnida, Ixodida, Ixodidae. Gene Ontology annotation, biological process: intracellular signal transduction; peptidyl-serine phosphorylation. The coding region runs from base 1 to 2760 and encodes 919 amino acids. The record is from RefSeq and is a predicted model, not a curated record. The transcript has 13 exons.
AUGGCUGCAGCGAAACCGGCUGGGCCGCCACCACCGGCAGGUGCUAAGCCGACUUCGCCGACAUCACCGAAGGCAGCAGCACCGCCAGCCGAUCCCGCUGCGAUGCAACAGAAAAAGCUGGCGGCGGCCAAGGUGGUGACCACGCUGUUCCCGCGCAUCCCGAAGGUCACCACGUUGCUGCUCGAUUUCUUUAUCAAGCGAGAGGACGUUUUGCUGACGACGCGAGAGCCGCUCUCGGAAUUCUGCCGACAGGAGGUGGUGUUGGCCGCUCAAGACAUGCUGGACAAGCUCAACCGGCAGAUCAUCACUUACCAGGACAUGCGCGACAUGGCCGAAGAUAUGAUAGGGCUCCACAACUUAGUUUACAAGAAGUCCCCGGAAAUCGCCAAGGAGCUGGGUGACAACGUGCGCAAGAUGGUCGUCAUCAUCGGCGAGCUGGCCACGUCCCUCGAGCAAGUGUCGGACGUUCCGCCCACCGACUGGAUGGGCAUAGGCGACACCAUCGUUGCCAAAACGGCGAACCUCAACAUGGCUGAGAUCGCACCCUUCUGGUCCUACAUCCCGAAAAUGGCGGACUUCCAGAGCGUCAAACUCCUCGGCGCAGGUGGAUUCGGGGCCGUAUACAAGGCGCUAUACAAGCCAACAAGUCUGCUCACCUCCAUAAAGAUCGUGCCGCGUGAAAAGUUCCAGAUGAACAAGCAAGCUUGCGCCGACAAAGUGACCGCCUCCGUCAUCAGGAACCCCUUCCUGGUCAAGUACUACACCGUCUUCUGCACGCGUGACGCCUACCUCACCGUGAUGGAGUACAUUUGCGGCGCGGACCUGAACAGAGUUGUGGACAAGGCGGUGUACUUGCCGACCAAAGAGUGCCGCAUCGUGAUGGCCCAGCUUAUCCUGGCGCUUGAGCACAUGCACCUCCGGGGCUUGAUCCACCGAGACAUCAAAGUCUCCAACAUGAUGAUCGUUCCAGGUGGGAGAGUCAAGGUUAUCGACCUCGAUACCAACAAGGUGUGCACCGGCCACUUCUCGCUACGUGUCCUCAAGGGCUACUUCGCCAAGACGGCGGUGGAGUUUCACGACGGUGAGGUCGCCGGCACGGUUCCGUACAUGGCGCCCGAGCUCGUCAACCGCCGGCCGUACGGUCGGGCCUGCGACUGGUGGUCCGCCGGCGCCACCUUCUACAAGAUGAUGACGGGACGGGUGCCGUUCCGGGCCGACGAAAAGGAAGCGCUCAAGGACAAGAUCACCAACCAGCCACUCCAGUGGCCCAAGGUGGAGGUGCACCCGCACUCUGCCACGCCCGAGGCCAAGGACAUGGUCUUCAAGUUACUCAAGAAGAACCCCGUUGAGCGACUGGGUUCGACCAGCUACGCCGAUAUACGGGGACACCCUUUCUUCGCCGGCUUCAACUGGAAGUGGCUGUGCUCGACCAAACACCUCUGCGAUAUCCCGGCCAUCGCCGACUGCAUGGUCAUGCACAAGGACGCCAACGGCGAGCAUCUCACCGUCAGUGCCACGGAGAACACGAAAAAGAGGAAGCUCUACAAGGUGGAAGACAUGGUGGACAUCCCCGAUCCAUCCACUCAGCAGGCUCUGUACACCUACAUGUCACCCGUCUUCAAGAAGAUGAUCAACUACGUCAAGAAAUCCCCCGGUCCUGUGACAGUGAAACCUUCGUUCUUCGACACAAGUGGCGUUGAGAGCCCAGGGAUCGACUACAAGAAGGCCUCAGACAUGGACGUCGCCACCGGCAUAAGGGAGAUCGCUGGACCCGGUGUUACUACAGACAAGUCUAUCACAGCAAAGGAGAAGAUGGAUGUGUUUUUAAUCCGAACAAAGAGCCUUGGCAAGUACUGGAGCUUUGGCAUCACCAUCGUGGAAGUGCAAGGAGAGAACAACAGGCGAUUUUUCAUGGUCGAUAAAGUGAAGAACGGCAGCCCAGCGCAAGUGUACCACAUACUGCAAGGUGACGUCAUCGUGGCCGUAAACGACCAGGACGUGACCCAGCUCCCCAUCGCAGAGGUGCGCCGCCGAAUGCAGGAAUCGGGAGAACAGCUGGUGCUGACGGUGCUCUCGUCCAGCGCAUAUCGGAUGCUCGAGUCUCGUAACGACAUGGACGAAGUGCUCAAGGCGGCGGGCACAGACACCCUUCAGCUCAGGGCCGUCCACAUCAUGUGCGGCGGCAUGGGUAACUUCGGCUUCAGCACCUUCGAGGCCAAGGCGUAUAACGAUAAGAAGAAGGCGCUCGUGCACAGUCACAUCGUUCAGCAGCUCGACGACGUCAUCCUUGCGACCACGGACGAAAAGAACCUCGACCAGGAAGUAGGUACGGCGCAGGAAUACAACGAGAAGAUUCUGUACGCAGUAUCACGCGCCAAGUUCUGGCUUCAAGAACGUGAGAGGAAUGCCGGAACGCAGGCUCGAGCAACUGAACCCGGGCCUAGCUACCUCGGAUCUCCGAACUCCGGCGACGCAGCAGGCCAGUGUACCGCAGUGCAGAUCGUGACGCCCAACAAGAUGAUGUAUCCGGGCGACGUGCUGCUCACGGUCGACGGUCAGGCGGUGGACACCUUGGACCAGAGCGGCGUCAAGUCGCUGCUGUCCAAAGGGGCGGACCAGAUCUCCAUCACCAUCGCGCCCAUGUCGCCUGUCAGGGCGAAGCGGCCUUCCUACACCAGGCUCCACGAGACGAUCAUGACGGACGACAAGGUGCCCGAGCCGUCGGCCAAAGCCGCCAUCGAGCCACCACCGAAGCCUUAA